AUGACUGCCAUGAACCCAAAUGAUCCGACAUCAACAUUCUCAUCGGACCAGUCGUCAGCCUCAACAGUUCCGGGUUUGGACAGGAUAAAUCAUCCGGGGGAUGAUACUUGCUGGAUCUGUUGCAGCGCUUUAGGCAAGAGGCGGUUCAAUCCACGCCAUCAUUGCCGAAUCUGCAAACGACCGGUUUGUGGAGCUUGUUCACAAUGCAGAGUGAUGAUCGAUGACGUCCUAGAACGUUCUUGCACAGCAUGCGCUUCUAAUGCUCUGAAGGCGAAUGCCAUCACGCAGCAGCUCUCCUUCUUAGCACGACAGCUUGCAGACUUGAGUGGCAGGUCGCCAGAUGACAUAGAACCGCCAACCUUAGAGGCUGCGCUCACCUGCUGUGAAGAAGCAGUAGAACCGUUGAGGAAAGAGCGCGUGAAGCACAAAAUUGUUGAGCGUCGUCGCAGGGAAGUCGAGGAAGAGCUCACUGCGGUACAAAAAGAAUUGGACCGCCUGAAGCGCGGUGAGUGCAGGAUGUGGCCGGAGAAAGUUGAAGUUCCCGGCCGAAUCAUGUCGGACUGCUCGCUGGAGCCAGGACCUAUUGCAGGUAGAUGCCCCAAUGUCAGCGAAUCGCAUUGCUGGAUUUGCAGCUGCAGACUGGGCAAACGCUUUCUAAAUCCUCGCCAUCACUGCCGGGUUUGUCUUCGGCCAGUGUGUGGGCAAUGCUCUCCAAGCUGCAUCACAAUGGAAGGGAGAAGCACCACCCAGCGUGCCUGUCGCCAUUGUAUGAACAAUGCUGCUCGAGCGCCGGAACAAACUCGGCGGCUCGAGGUUAUUGCCAGAGGCCUCAAUGAGAUGGCCUUUGGGAAGUCCACAGGAGGACUGAGCCAAGCCUCCCCUCCAAGCUUGGAGGAAGCAUUGCGGCAGUGUGAAGUGGGCUUUCAGAUGCUCAUGGAAGCACAGCGCUAA
Molecule: messenger RNA, 951 nt
Organism: Cladocopium goreaui
Lineage: Eukaryota; Dinophyceae; Suessiales; Symbiodiniaceae
Source: the annotation of a GenBank genome assembly